Messenger RNA from Pistacia vera, 1341 nucleotides. RefSeq names its product protein FIP1-like. NCBI's taxonomy places the organism in Eukaryota, Viridiplantae, Streptophyta, Magnoliopsida, Sapindales, Anacardiaceae. Gene Ontology annotation, cellular component: late endosome; lysosomal membrane. The record is from RefSeq and is a predicted model, not a curated record.
AAACGAAAUAGGCUUAGAAGAUGUCAACGGAGAGACACGCUUCCUCGACUCCGACUUCUCCUGAAGAUAAUGCUAUGUUUUUGGAUAUACUACAUGAAGCUCCUUUGUUUGGUCACCGGAAAUCUAGGAGUCUUUUUGGGAGUAUUGUUUACGUUUUCGUAUUGGCAGGUUACGGUGUUUUGGCUGCAGGAGCUCCAUGGAUAUUUCAUCCUAUAAAGAGUUUGAUCCCGCCAUUGCUUUGCAGUUGUGAUGUUAUUCUUUUGGUAGUCACAGGCAUAUUUCAACAGUAUUUCGUUUAUCAAGUGCAGAAAAUACGCUUACAGGGUUAUUAUAGUUUCAGUCAGAAGUUGAAACAUAUUGUUCGCCUACCGUUUGCCAUUACUGCAUAUGGAACUGCUGCAAUGCUACUUGUCAUGGUUUGGAAACCCCACAUCAGUAUUCUUUCUAUCUCUACAGUACUGAGGAUUAUUAUGUUGAUCGAAGCAAUAUGUGCUGCUUCUUUUAUGAGUGUCUAUAUUGGUGAGUUUUUGUACGUGUCAUCAUAUAAUUCAUUGAAUUCGCCUGAUGUUUUGAAUUCAUUAUAUUCUCCUUCAACCAUCAGUUCUUUGGAAGGUUUGAGGUAUCAUGAUGGUGGUCGACUAUCUGAUCAGCAUAUGGCUUUGUUGCAAUAUCAACGUGAGAACCUUCAUUUUUUGAGUGAGGAGAUCCUUCGGUUGCAAGAGUGCUUAAGCAAAUAUGAACGGACUGAUGAUGGAAGCACACCUCAGGUUGAUCUUGCACAUUUGUUAGCAGCUCGUGAUCAGGAAUUACGGACACUUUCUGCUGAGGUGAAUCAGCAGCAAUCUGAAUUAAGGCUUGCUCGAUCUCUGAUAGCUGAGAGGGAAUUAGAGGUGCAGCGAGUUCGGAAUACCAACAAUCAGUAUGUGGAAGAGAAUGAAAGGCUGAGAGCGAUUUUAGGAGAAUGGAGCACACGAGCAGCUAAGCUUGAGCGUGCAUUGGAGGUGGAGCGGAUGUCAAAUCUCGAAUUGCAGAAGAAGAUUUCGACAUUGAGAAAUCAAAGUGUACCAGCAGAAUCUAACGAGUAGGUCAGAACCUUAUUUACUCCUUUUAUAGAGAAAUGUUUAUGAUGAUUUCUUCAGAGCGUGACAAUUUUCUUAAGAAAAUGUAGUUAUUAAAGAAAGCUUGCCAUCCCGUUCCCACCAAUGCAAAACUAGAAAUGAUGUACAUAUGGUUCACGAGGUAGCUUUUUCGUCGGUGGUAUGGUAUUUACUGUAAAUUCUGUUCGGCCUGCAUACUGAUUCCUUCCAAAUUUUUCUUGCUAUCUAUUUCAAACUUGUUCUA